This is a messenger RNA of Camellia sinensis, 1353 nucleotides long. Lineage: Eukaryota; Viridiplantae; Streptophyta; Magnoliopsida; Ericales; Theaceae. The record is from RefSeq and is a predicted model, not a curated record.
CAGUAUUUUUUGAGAAGUGGAAUCCCAGAAAACCUUUCUUUGAGUUGCUUGUAGGGCUGAGCAUGGUCAUAGAGAAAAAGCAGAUGGAUUCUAUCAGGGUGCUUGUAUUGAACACCAAAGAAGCUGAGCUAGAAAUUUGUCACUAUGCAAAGGAAGGAAAUGUUGUAGAACUGGCUGUUCUUCUAAUGAUUGCUAGGGAAGAGGUGGCUCUACUCAUGUCUCAGAUCAGAGAUGGUUCUACUUCAAAUGGAUGCAUAUCUAUCCACCAAUAUAUCUUAAGUAAGUUGGAAGCACUAAUUUGUGAGGAGUACAAACCCACAUCCUACAAUGAACAAAAGAAGUUGCUUCUGGCAGGCAAGGAGAAGAAGGCCGCAUUUAUAUCCGUAUUAGUGCUGCUUGAAUUUUUUGAGAUGGAGGGUGACACUAUCGAAGCAUAUAUUCGGCAAGAACGAGUUAAUUUGUCAAAAGAACAGGUGGCCUUAGCUAUUGCAUGGCUGCUCCAGGGAGCGAAGAUACUGCCAAAGUACCGAGGCAUUAAUUUGAACAAGAUCUGGUCAAGACCUGAGAGGCGUUUAGGAUUUAUGCAACCAACGAGGUAUGCAAUUCGAGCAAAGGAAUUGGUAAAGAAGAAGCUGAAGGAUGGGGAAAUGAAUGAUAACACAAAGGUGGGUAUCGAGGGACCUGAGGAAUCAGUCACAGAAGCGCCAAAGGCAGCUAUCUCUUUUAGUUCUGGCAAAGGUUAUCGUUUUUCAAAAAUUUGUAAGAGCAAUAGAGUCCCUAAAAAUGAUCGUGGCAAAGCUUCAAACAAAGAGACCUUUAUGGCCCGAUCAUUCCAUACAAUACGAGCAGCCUCAGGUUCUCAGUCUACCUCCUCUAGGGAUGUUCAGGCAAAGAGAACGAUCAAACCAUAUCUGCGAAAUGUUUUGUCAUGCCAGCAAUGGGCCUCCAUUGCGAUUGCUAUUAAGAUGGGAAUAAGGCGUUUAUGAUUUGAUUAUGUACUCUUUGAGCAUCUGCACUACUGCACUUUCUCUCUGCUGCUGAAGUAGGUGAUGGGGAUGAAGUGAUGCAAGCCGUCACAACUAAUGCUGCUAUUGGCUGAAAAAUGAACCCCUAUUCUUAACUCUGCAUCCUCCUUUAGAUAUUUUGUAAAGAAUUCACAUCAGCCAUUUUAUUUCUUUGGCGGGUUAUAACCCUUGCACCCUCAAUAUUUGUGGUUGUUUUGCUUUUAACUUUUGUAUCUUCAUGUAUUUGUUCUAAGAUCUUAAGCUUUGUAUCUCGAGAUCUUGUUAUAAGAUCUUGUGAUUGUUCUGGGCCUUAUUUUGUUAGGGUAUGAUUGACUCUAUUUGGAGUAGA